UCGACGGUUUUGGGUUUCUUCGUCUAGUAGAAUUAUCAAUUUGUCAGUGUGUCCUCCAAAAUUAGGCCAAUUAGCUAAGCUUUGGGGUAGAGCAGCGGCGGCCGUGGCGGAGGUGGAAGCGGCGGCCGUGGAGGAGCUCACUCUCGAGUCGGAUAGUUCGUAGUUACAGAUGAAUUUGCAAAGAGACUGUUCUUCUAGGUUAUAUAUAACACAAUUAGGAAUGGAUUAAGAAUAUCUGUUAAUGAUGUUUCGCGGAAGCUCUUUCGCUCCUUCGUUUAGUCGAGCCUCUCCUCUGUUCUCAUUCUUUACCAAAAUUCCAUUACAUUUGAAGUUUCAAAAUAAUCUCCGCAAUAUUCGUCAUUCGUUUAUUCACUACGAAAAUUGUAACCUGUUUCCAAAAUCUGUAUGUAAUAUUCAAGCCUACCGUUUUCCUAUGGAGAGAGUAUCCCGUUUUUGUAGCAUUACUCUCUCUGCAACACCGCUGGAUCAUCGCUCUUCUGCAUUUGUUAGUGAUAAUAGGAUUUCUAAUAAUGCAAGAAAAAAGGCGCGUCGGGAUUCGCCUGAGGGAGUACUCAGGUCGAAGUUAGAUAUGUGCUCAAAGCAUUGUAAUGUUGUUGAAGCCCUUCGGUUAUAUGAUGAGGCACGGAGUAAAGGGAUAGAGCUCAACCAACAUCAUUAUAAUGUAUUGCUCUAUUUAUGUUCCUCUGGUUCUUCUGUUGAAUCAAGUGAUGAUGAUGUAAAGGCGUCUAAUUUGCAAUUGAAAAGGGGUUUUGAGAUUUUUCAGCAGAUGAUUAUCAGUAAAGUUUCUCCAAAUGAAGCUACUUUUACAAACGUUGCAAGGUUAGCUGUUGCAAUGGAUGACCCAGAAAUGGCUUUUUAUUUGGUUAAGCAGAUGAAAGAUUCUGGUAUUCCACCAAGAUUACGUUCCUAUGGUCCAGCCUUGUUUGGAUUCUGUGAGAAGGGGAUGGCUGAUAGAGCUUAUGAAGUUGAUGCCGACAUGGCUGAAAAUGGUGUGAUACCUGAAGAGCCUGAGCUUUCUGCUCUUUUAAAACUUAGUGCUGAUGUCAAGAGGGAAGAUAAGGUGUAUGAACUUCUGCAUCGGUUGCGAGCUACUGUCAGACAAGUUACAGAAUCAACUUUUGAAAUUAUUGAGGGUUGGUUUAACUCUGAGGAUGCUUCUAAAAUUGGGGAAGUGAAGUGGGAUGUGAGCAAAGUGAAAGAAGGAAUUAUCAGGGGAGGUGGUGGUUGGCACGGUCAAGGAUGGCUGGGGAGCGGGCAGUGGAAUGUUGUGAAGACUCAAAUUAAUGAGAAGGGUGUUUGUAACUCUUGUGGCGAGAAGCUUGUUUGCAUUGAUAUAGAUCCAAGUGAAACUGAAAACUUUGCUACCUCAUUGACUAACUUGGCUUGCAAAAGAGAGGUUAAAUCAGACUUUGUUCGGUUCCAGGAGUGGUUGCAGCAACAUGGUCCAUUUGAUGCGGUUAUUGAUGGAGCCAAUAUUGGUCUUGUCACUCAAAAGGAGUUCAACUUUUACCAGCUGAACACUGUGGUUAGUAAGUUACGUCAACUGAGCCCAUCAAAGAGAUUGCCGCUUAUUAUUUUGCACAGAAGUCGUGUAAAUGGAGGUCCAGCUCAGAAACCGAAUAACAAGAAAUUGCUAGAAUUUUGGAAAAAUUCUGGUGCUCUUUAUGCUACCCCCUCUGGUUCAAAUGAUGAUUGGUACUGGUUAUAUGCAGCUGUUAGUUAUAACUGUUUAUUGGUCACAAAUGAUGAAAUGAGGGACCAUCUAUUCCAGUUGCUUGGGACUUCCUUUUUUCCAAGAUGGAAGGAAAAACAUCAGGUUCGACUUUCUGUCUCAAGGAGCGGGAUUUCCCUACGCAUGCCGCCUCCUUAUUCUAUUGUCAUUCAGGAGUCUGAAAAUGGCGGUUGGCAUGUGCCAACAAUCUCAGGGGAUGAUCUUGAAACGCCGAGGCAAUGGCUGUGUGCCACCAGAGCGAGAAACAAUCUACAUCCACUCUGACUGUAGAAUUUGUUGCAUCAACCGGCAUGUACAUGCAUUGGUGAGAUGAACUUAGAGAUUUUUAUUAUCGAAUUAUGGCCUUAUUUAUUUCAAUAUUAUUGCCGUUAAAUAUAGAAUGUAUUUUCAUCAUAAGACUUUAUUUUAUUUAAGUUAGAUUCUAAAAA
Mercurialis annua (annual mercury) is the source of this 2181-nucleotide messenger RNA. RefSeq names its product proteinaceous RNase P 1, chloroplastic/mitochondrial. The coding region runs from base 242 to 2017 and encodes 591 amino acids. Gene Ontology annotation, biological process: tRNA 5'-leader removal. The record is from RefSeq and is a predicted model, not a curated record. NCBI's taxonomy places the organism in Eukaryota, Viridiplantae, Streptophyta, Magnoliopsida, Malpighiales, Euphorbiaceae. The transcript has 7 exons. Gene Ontology annotation, molecular function: ribonuclease P activity; protein binding.